Ceraceosorus guamensis is the source of this 1642-nucleotide messenger RNA. Its product is annotated as ORMDL-domain-containing protein. The record is from RefSeq and is a predicted model, not a curated record. Lineage: Eukaryota; Fungi; Basidiomycota; Exobasidiomycetes; Ceraceosorales; Ceraceosoraceae. Bases 331 to 1254 code for a protein of 307 amino acids. Gene Ontology annotation, biological process: negative regulation of ceramide biosynthetic process; ceramide metabolic process; intracellular sphingolipid homeostasis. Gene Ontology annotation, cellular component: endoplasmic reticulum membrane. The transcript is spliced from 4 exons.
CAUGCCGAGUCCAUGAGCACAGCUUGAUGUACGUAUGGACGCAUAUAGCUCUCCAAUCAACAAUUCAGAGUCUCGAGUCGCACAUAGCCCGUAGGUACAGCCGGCUCUCUCUGCAAUCACGAACCUCGAGCCACCCUCACCCCCUUUUGUUGCUUGUCCGCACUACAACUUCGCUAUUCCUUGAAAUCGACCGACUCGAGUCGUAAGCGGAGGUGAACAGAACCUACAGCUCAUCGUCCAAGAUACGAAGAAGAGGCCAAGGUCGGAGUCAUUGCGCUGCUGAUUCCUUUCACACAGCGCAUACCCGUAUUCCAACACCUGAGCAUCGGAAUGGCGUCAUCCUCUUCUGCCUCCGGCACGCCUGUGCCUUCACCAACGCUGACUACGACGCAUCAUCGCGGUUCGCGCUCCCCGCCAUCGGCAUCCAAUGCUCCUCCCAGCCUGACAGUGACACCGCCAAGCGCCGCACCUCGCACAGCCUCUUCCAAUGUGAUCCAAACUCAUCCUCCCACCUUCGGCUCUGGCACCGACAAUGAAGCCGGGGGUAUCAACGUGACGAGUCCACUCGCUUCCGGAUCCAGCGACCCGGCCAACUUUCCGGUUGUGGGUUCGGUCAUUUCCACAAGUGAUAGAUCCUCAGCACCGGGCACCGGCGGAGUCAAAAGACCAGACAACUACAACAGGAAAAGGAGCGGAAGUCUGGUUCAUGUGGAAAAGAUUCAACUUUCUCCCGUAGAAUUGUUGGAUCAAUCGGCUGGUUUCAAUCCCAAUGCGGAGUGGGUCAAUUAUAAAGGUGCUUGGGUCAUCCAUGUCGUUCUCAUCAUUGCUGGAAAGAUUCUGGUCGAAUGCAUUCCGGGUAUUAGUCAGGAUAUCAGCUGGACCAUUGUCAAUUUGGGGUACAUCAUCAUCUCGCACAUCAUGUUUCACCACGUCCAGGGUACGCCAUUCGAAAGCAACGGCGGAGCGUACGAUGCUUACACGCUUUGGGAACAAAUCGAUCACGGAGCGCAGUACACACCUGCCAAAAAGUGGCUCACCAGCGUUCCUAUCGCUCUGUUCUUGAUCUCGACACAUUACACAAAGUACAAUCUCUACCUUUUCGCCCUCAAUUUCUGCGCCACCGUCUUCUCUCUCAUUCCCAAGCUUCCAAUGCUUCAUCGAUUGAGAUUCAAGAUCUUGCCAAAUACGCCUUAUCCCAGUCGACCCAAUACGCCCACCAUCUCGCGGCCCAACAGCGCUGCUGGCUGGCGCUGAGCCAAGUAUGCAAGGCGUGAGGGGCAAAGAACAGCAGACAUUGAGCAUGACCUUGGUGGGGCCGCUGUCAGCUAAGUUUCAGCAGGCAGGUACGAAGGGGAGGUGUGAUUUGUCUGUCUCUGUCAGCAGCCACAGGUAUCCGACUGGGACAAGUUAGAUGUUCGGCUAAUUGCAUGCGGAUGAAAGCAAGCUCUCCGGACCUGACGCGGUCGACUUUUACCCCCUUUCAGAUGAGGUGCCUGAAUGGAAGCCUCUGGAUCUCGACCCGCAAGCGUAUGCGUUCUUCUCACUCUUCAUCAAUCAAUGUUACGCGAUUCUUGUCACAGAGCUACUCCAGCAUGCAUGUCUCCUUAUUUGAACCGAGGCUGCGUUGCGGACUCUUUGGUGU